AUGGUGGUGCCAAUAACAAUCAACAAUAACUCUGCCGUUGUUUGCCCAUUAAAAUUGGAAUUGGAACAAGUAAGCCUUGACUAUUAUCAAAAUGACAAUUAUUUGAUCAAAUUUUCAUCAAAGCAUGGAACUAGAUAUAAUUGGACGCAAACACAGCAAGGUUUCCUGCUAUCAUCAUUCUUUAUUGGUUAUUUUGUUACGCAUAUCCCUGGUGGGAUUUUAGCUGACAAAUUCGGUGGCAAAUGGACGCUGUCAUUGGGAGUCUUGGCCACAGCUAUUUUCACUCUUCUCACACCAGUCACCGCUCACUAUGGUGGCUAUGCGCCAUUACUCACAUUGCGAAUAUUCAUUGGAUUUGGCUUGGGCACAUCAUUUCCCGCAAUCAAUGUUUUACUAGCAUGUUGGAUUCCACAAAAAGAACGAAGUGAAAUUGGUUCAUUUGUAUUUGGAGGCUCCAUGAUUGGAAUCGCUUUAUCUUAUCUUUUAACUGGAUUGAUUUUGGAUUAUUUGAUAUGGGAUUGGGUGUUUUAUAUCUGGGGCAUCGUUGCACUCGUUUGGUUUGGUUUCUUUACAUUUUUUUGCUAUAAUGAUCCAGCGUCGGAUCCAUUUCUUUCAAAAAAAGAGCAUGACUAUCUGGAAUCACAGAUCGGUCGACUGAAACGCAGUUCAGACUUACCUCCAACGCCAUGGAAAGAUAUAUUUAAAAGUAUUCCAAUGCUUGCCCUAAUUUGUAUUCAGAUCGGCCAUGACUGGAGUGCCGCGACUAUAAUAACCAACUUACCCAAAUACAUGAGCAAUGUUUUGGGAUUUCCUGUUUUCGAGGUUGGCCUUUUUUCGGCGCUGCCAUACAUUGUCAUGUGGAUUGUAUCAGUGGCGAGCGGUUUUCUCAGCGACUAUCUCAUUCAACAUGAUAUUAUAUCGAUCACUUUUACACGCAAAUUAUUCAGUUGUGGUACAAUUUUCACUGCAAUCUUCAUAUUAAUUGCAUCUUAUUCUGGAUGUAAUCGCAAUAUGGCCGUUGCAUUCUUUGUCGUCGCAAUGGGUUUUAUGGGCAUUCAUUUUCCCCAUAUUAAAAUCAAUCCACUCGAUUUGAGUCAAAACUAUGCCGUCAAUUUAGAUUAA
Messenger RNA from Sitodiplosis mosellana (orange wheat blossom midge), 1122 nucleotides. Its product is annotated as sialin-like. Gene Ontology annotation, biological process: transmembrane transport; monoatomic anion transport. Bases 1 to 1122 code for a protein of 373 amino acids. NCBI's taxonomy places the organism in Eukaryota, Metazoa, Arthropoda, Insecta, Diptera, Cecidomyiidae. Gene Ontology annotation, molecular function: transmembrane transporter activity. The record is from RefSeq and is a predicted model, not a curated record. The transcript is spliced from 7 exons.